UUUCUUUUUAUUGUUUAAAGAUCUAAUGUUUUGCUGUUUUUAGUUUAGGUAAUAUGGAGGAGGUUGAGGCAGCUAACAAGGCGGCGAUAGAGAGUUCCAAUAGAGUUUUGAAUAUUUUGUCUCAGCCUCAAGCCCAGGUUAAUUACAGAAAUUUAAUGGCUGAAACUGGGGAAGCUGUUUCUAAGUUCAAAAGGGUAGUUUCUCUUUUGAACUCUGGUUCAGGACAUGCAAGAGUGAGGAAGCUUAUGAAACCACAAACCCCUUUUCCUCAUUGUAAUGUUCAAGAACUGAGUUCCCAUGCUAAGAACUCUCUAUGUUUAGUGAACCCAUCUUUGGAAUCGAGUUCGAAUGGGAAGAACCCUCUUCAACUCUCACAACAGACGCCAUUGGGGCACUAUCAUCUCCUCCAAAAACAACAGCAAAUGAAACUCCAAGCUGAAAUGACGAUGUUUAGGAAGAGCAAUAGCAGUGGGAUUAGCUUGAACUUUGAUAAUAGCUCUAGUUGCACACCUACCAUGUCAUCAACUAGGUCUUUCAUUUCUUCCUUGAGCAUAGAUGGCAGUGUAGCUAACUUGAAUGGAACUGGUGGGAGUGGCUUCCAUUUAACGGGCUCCCAACACAAGAAGAACUGUUACGCUAAGUUAGAAGAUGGGAGUGCCAAAUGUGGAAGCAGUGGUAGUAUAUGCAAUUGCUCUAAAAAGAGGAAACAUAGAGUGAAGAGGUCAAUCAAGGUGCCUGCUAUCAGUAAUAAGCUUGCUGACAUUCCUCCCGAUGAUUAUUCAUGGAGGAAAUACGGGCAGAAGCCAAUCAAGGGCUCCCCUCACCCUAGGGGAUAUUAUAAAUGUAGCACUAUAAGAGGUUGUACUGCAAGGAAGCAUGUGGAGAGGUGCUUGGAAGAGCCAUCCAUGCUUAUUGUUACCUACGAAGGUGAGCAUAAUCACCCAAGAUUACCAUCUCAAUCAACAUAGUGAGAUUGUGGUGUCAAGCCUUCCAAUGUUGGGUCUAAUGGUUGGUUAACUGGUUUUACUUGCUCCUCUAUAUAUAUUGCAUGGAUUUGUAUCCACAUAUGGGAGCUGUUUCUUUCUUUUUUAUUUGGUUUUGGAAGGUUGGAUUCCUUAGGCUAUUUAGGUAUUAAAGUCUAGUGCUGGACCAAAAGAAAAUUGUAGUAUUUGGAGUUUAAAUUGUAAGAAACAACUGUUUGAUCUUUCAUGGAAAUCAAUGCUUGAAAAGGGUUGAUGAACUGAA
Hibiscus syriacus is the source of this 1245-nucleotide messenger RNA. RefSeq names its product probable WRKY transcription factor 21. Lineage: Eukaryota; Viridiplantae; Streptophyta; Magnoliopsida; Malvales; Malvaceae. Gene Ontology annotation, biological process: regulation of DNA-templated transcription. The transcript has 3 exons. Gene Ontology annotation, molecular function: DNA-binding transcription factor activity; sequence-specific DNA binding. The coding region runs from base 54 to 968 and encodes 304 amino acids. The record is from RefSeq and is a predicted model, not a curated record.